This is a messenger RNA of Adineta ricciae, 447 nucleotides long. The record is from the annotation of a GenBank genome assembly. NCBI's taxonomy places the organism in Eukaryota, Metazoa, Rotifera, Eurotatoria, Adinetida, Adinetidae.
AUGCACCUGUCACAUGCAUUGCGAAAAAAUUCUACACUGACAGCGACAAAUUUACGAGCUACCCAAAUUGGGCCAGUGGGGAGGACAUACGUGCACCAAAUUCAAAAAUCGAGUAAAUUNAUAUUUCAUUGUUAUCCAACCAAAGAUCAUGUGUCAAUUUACAGUGAAAUACCUAUGUCUAAUCGAAUAAUUGAAGCAGGCUAUAUGAUUGAUUGUUUACUAACAAAAUACCAAACAAUUGACUUUACAAAACCGAACAAUCGUUUUUGUAAUGCAAAUUUCAAUCCAUAUAAAGAUCGCGGUCUUCAAAAUACUUCGUUGGAACCAUAUGAGGUUGUUUUCGUUAAAAGCAAUGACUUGGUAUUUCUUAAAGAUGCACGCGACCGAGCAAGAUUAUAUCAAAAGUGGAUGGAAGAUAUUCGAUCACUGAACCGCACAUCAUUAUAA